This is a messenger RNA of Recurvomyces mirabilis, 2133 nucleotides long. RefSeq lists its product as uncharacterized. The record is from RefSeq and is a predicted model, not a curated record. The transcript has 2 exons. Lineage: Eukaryota; Fungi; Ascomycota; Dothideomycetes; Mycosphaerellales; Teratosphaeriaceae. Bases 1 to 2133 code for a protein of 710 amino acids.
AUGGCUACCACAGCUGAGCACGGAGACACUGACCGCACAUCCCACGAGUCAUCAGAUAAUGGCUGGCAGCUUGUUCAACCCGCGCGUCAACGUGGUCAUAAGCAACCACCGCAACCUCAACCUCAGCCUCAACGUGCGGCACAAUCACAAUCGCGGUCCUCACCUCGCAAAUGGCGAACAGUUGGUGCUGUACCAAAGCAACAGCAGAAGCGUGCCGUUCCCAAGCUCGUGAACGACUCCGACAAUGAUGCAGAAGCAUCGUGGCGUGCUCGACACCCAGCUACAGACACUAUCCGCAUUCCAGACGACCUUAUACUCAGCUCCGAGCGCCACCAUGAACGCAUUGCAAGACAGCAUGGCACAUAUCUCUCCUCUAAUGAACCUCGCAGUCAGACUCGGAGCCGCACCUUUGGGAUCUGGGGUGGCAAGGACGCUGUGGCCGCAACACGCUUAGCCAUCUGUCAGCUCAUUGAUGAUUUCGGUCUGGGCUCGACAAGGUCUGCCCGUUCAGCCAAAUUCGCGAAGCAGGUCUCGCUGACGCCCAAGCUACGAGAGCGUGCAGAAAAGCAGCAUCAACGAGAAGUUCUGCAACAGUGCUACCGACAGCAUCCGUUACCAGACGCGAAGUUCGGCGCCAUCGGCUCUUUUCUGUGGCCAGUCGCAGAGUAUCGCCCAGAAGCUGUCCUGGGUUCGAAUUAUGAGGCUUUGGACCCUAUACGCACAGUCCACUCCUGCUUCAUUGUCUAUCACCCAGGCCGGAAUACCUUACGCGUCAUGGGCAAGCCCACCGAGGUCGAGCUCGCUUUGCAUCGCCUGCGACAGACAUGCUUCCAAAUCACGGCCAAACAGAUCAGUCCGAUCCGUAAGUACUUCCUGCGGUGGCCGGGUCCAGUCAUCAACGUCCCUCAAUUUGUGUACCUUGAAGAUUAUCGACCCCCAGCAAUUCACAAGAUUGCAGAACAAGGCAAUCUCGACGAAGGCAGCGAGUCUGCCGUGCGCAAAACGCCAACGUGCGAUCAACACCAAAACAAUGAGGACCAUGAGCGCUAUGCCAAUCAGCAAACAUACAUAGGGUGGAUGAUGCUACGCAACGCUAUUUGCAAGCAGCUGAGUCGUUUACACUACUAUCGAGGCCAUCUGCAAAUGCGCUUCAGGCUCGGCACGAUGUUGCUCUCUCAAUACCGCGAGCCAGCCGAUGGUAUCUACGAACUCACAAGAGACUUUGAGCCAAUGCUGGAACAGUCACAAUAUACUGCUGAGGUGACACAAGAAUUGGGCGACAAAGACACGGAACGGCAAUUACUGGGCAUUCUACAGAGUACUGGCGACCUCUUGAUGCCGUCCGAAGCCAUGACCCAUGAUCUCAAGGACAUCAAGCCUGUCUAUGGAGCGACUUUCACGUUUGAAGAUCCUGCAGGGUACUACCGACUGGAGGUUGAGUGGCAGGAGACGAUCGACUAUCAGACAAGUGCGGCGAAUUAUGAGCAGACUUGCAAGAAGUGGGCACGCUUAGAGCGCGACAGCACCACGCCUUCUUCUAUUCUUGAUAUCAGCUUGUGCGAUCUCAACACUAGCUUGGCCUGGCAGUGUGAUAUUCUGGCUAGCACGCAAGUGAUCGAUGAGUGGAAGCUGCCGGAACAGCUGAGAAAGUUCUCAGGUACGAUCAGCGUUGAUCCAAAGCUGGCCGCAAUACAGGGUGGCCUUCGAACUUUCGCUCGCUUCAUGAGCUUGCCGAGCCUGUGUGCAGUCCAACAGCGGCGCAGCUACCGCUUCUUAAUCGCAGAGUCAGAUUUCACUCUCGAGCUCAACCACUUUCAGGAUCGCAUGAGAGAGCCUGGAACAGACAAGACAAUUCAGACGUACGAGCCACGCUGGAGUCUCAACUUGUAUCGCAGGGAGUGGGAUGUGAUGUUCACGGAGAACGAACGGUUGCCGAUCGGUGAGCAAGCUGACUGGCAGCAUGAUGUCAAGACGUGGUUUCCUGCGGAUCUAGGGCGAGGCAGUGAUCCAGUCGAUGAAGAUAACCCGGAUCAAGGGUGGUGGCAGCUAAUGCAGAAGUUUGAGAAGAUUGAUGGGCUGAUUUCGGAGGCGAGGGCGCUGGCUGAUGGGGGUGAGGAGGAUUUGCUUGGGUGA